ACCGACUCCAAACAAACUGAGAACACACCGGAAAUCCCUCUGAACCUCUUUUAUAGUCUACACUCUGAACAGGCCUGUCCACAGAACAACAAAGUGUGGGAUAUUCAGGCUUUGGCUUUAAAAUGAGCUCACCUUUGUCGAUGCUAAAGAAAACCAAACGCACUCCACUGCAGGGCCUUCACAAUGAGCAAUGGAGCAAACAAAAAGUAUCUUUCAGGAGGAAUCUGCUAAAAGAAAUUCAAGCUGAAUUGGUUGAUGAAUCGUCUGAUCACUCUCAAACUCCGGCCUUCGAAGCUGUCCCCUCAAACUCCGGAGCUCCAUUAAAGAAAGGGUCUCCUCCGAGCAACUUUGAGCUCAUGUCUGCCAUGAUGCAACGAGUGACACUCCUAGAGGAAAUGGUGAAGAGCCAGGCACGAGAGAUAGAGCACAAGGAUAAACAGAUUUCAGAUUUAGAGAAGCUGAGCAUUUGGGAGAAAUCAGGAAGCACAUGUGGCCCGAGGAGCAGAGAUGAUCUUGAAAGAAGGUGCCAACAACUGCAAAAUCAAGUGCAUGAGAUGGAGAACUUUCUGAAUGACUAUGGAUUGAUCUGGGUGGGUGAUAAGGUGACCGGUGAUCCUGCACAGCAAGAAAUGUCCGGUGGCCGGGGCUUCGACAUGAACUUUGACCUUGUGCUGCAGAGGAUCAGAGAGCUGAACAUCUUCGCAGGGGAAGGAGAGUCUUUCGUGCAAACGACAGCAACAGGAGCACAGCUCGCAACAAAGGAUCCCAUUCCACUGAGGCUCUACAGGAAUGGCAUUGUCAUGUUUGAUGGUCCUUUCCGCUCAUAUCAGGAGCACAGCACCCAGCAGUGCAUGCAAGAUCUGAUGGAUGGCUAUUUUCCAUCUGAGCUUCAAGAAAGAUUUCCAGAUGGCGUACCGUUUGAGGUUCAUGACAGGCGAGAUGAGGAAUUCAUAUUCAGGCUCCCAUGGGAAACAUUUCCUGGUGAAGGACAGACCCUUUGUGGGGAGAAAGCUGGGUCAGCGAGCGCACUCAGCUCUCACUUACCCGGCAAGAAGCUGACCACGGAGCAGUUCCUGAACAAGCUGCCGAAGUUUUUGGUGAAGGCCGGCCGAGUGAUUGACAUCAGGAACUCGCUGAGAGCAACGCUGCAGGGCUCAUCUGAUGCGCAGAGCACCAGCUCAGUGACCCUCAUAGAUACACCAUCACUGCAAGCGAUUACUGAGGGACCGCAGGCUUUCAGCGCCGACCAGCCACCCUCCGCCCGUCAUGUCAUCACUCUCAAGGUGAAGUCAGAAGACGGGGAUCACACUUACACAGUGAAAAUGUGCCUGUCAGAAACAGUCGGUGACCUGCGGAAGUAUCUGGACAGACACAGAGGGGGUCGUGUGCCCAGUUAUGACAUCAUCUGCGCAUACCCGCACUGCAGCUUUGAUGAUGAUGGCCAGACGCUGCAAUCUUGCGGACUGGCAACAAAUACCACUCUGCUGCUGCGACGGAGGAAACACAGUCCUUCACUGGUUGAAGUCAAUAAAGCUGUUCAAGUGACGAGAUCUCAAUCCAGUAGAGCACCUCUGGGCAUUCACAUCACAGACGUGCAUCUGACGAAUCUGCAGGAUUUGUGUGAUGAUGUCAGUAUGGACCAGACUUACUUGAAUAAUUUUGUGUGCAACAUGACACAGCCUGUUGUGGGAGUAAGACACAAGCUGGACUGA
Messenger RNA from Archocentrus centrarchus (flier cichlid), 1712 nucleotides. It is a transcript of the gene ubxn11, whose product is annotated as UBX domain protein 11. Gene Ontology annotation, molecular function: ubiquitin binding. Bases 123 to 1712 code for a protein of 529 amino acids. The transcript is spliced from 15 exons. NCBI's taxonomy places the organism in Eukaryota, Metazoa, Chordata, Actinopteri, Cichliformes, Cichlidae. Gene Ontology annotation, biological process: proteasome-mediated ubiquitin-dependent protein catabolic process. The record is from RefSeq and is a predicted model, not a curated record.